Molecule: messenger RNA, 891 nt
Organism: Mytilus californianus (California mussel)
Lineage: Eukaryota; Metazoa; Mollusca; Bivalvia; Mytilida; Mytilidae
Product: trans-L-3-hydroxyproline dehydratase-like
Exons: 5
Coding region: 1-891 (296 amino acids)
Molecular function (GO): hydro-lyase activity
Source: RefSeq, a predicted model, not a curated record
AUGGCAACAUAUGUUACAACCGAAAUGCAUACUGGAGGGGAAUCAUUUAGAAUUGUAGAAAAGGGGUAUCCCGAAAUACCCGGAGACACAAUAUUGGAUAAAAUCAACUACCUGAAGAGAGAAUAUGACCACCCACGUAAGCUCAUAAUGUGGGAACCACGAGGACAUUUUGAUAUGUUCGGGGCAAUACUGGUUCCCCCAGAUCAUCCGGAUGCUGAUAUUGGUGUUAUAUUCAUAAAUAAUGAGGGGUAUAGUCCCAUGUGUGGACAUGGUGUUAUAUCGUUGGGACGAUACAUGGUUGAUAAAGGCAUUGUGAAGAACCCUACCAUACCCGAAACAGUUGUAAGAAUACAAUGUCCUUGUGGUCUUGUGGAGGCUCGUGUGCAGUACGAUGGGAAGAAAAGUGGAGCUGUUAGCUUUCUAAGUGUCCCUGCCUUUCUAUACGCAAAAGAUGUGUCAGUUGAUGUACCAGAAUAUGGAAGGAUUGUCGUCGACAUUUCCUUUGGUGGCGGGUUCUUUGCCUUGGUGCCUGCUUCACAGUUUAAUAUGGAAAUUAAAUCUUCCGCCAGGAAGAUCAGGGCAGCAAUAGGAGCAACGUUAGAACAGCUGAGAAAAGAUUGUAAAGUAGUGCAUCCAUAUUACAGUGAUCUAUCAUACAUGUAUGCAGCUAUCAUCACUGAUGGAAAAGAUGAAUACAGUGAAGAAGUAACUGCUAAUUGCUGUGUAUUUGCGGAUAGAAUGUUGGAUCGCUCUCCUUGUGGAUCAGGUGUUACAUCUAGGAUAGCACAGCAGUUUGGUAGGGGAUUGAUAAAACUUGGUCAAACAAGGACAUUUGAAAGUAUCACAGGUGCAACAUUCAAAGCACGUCAUAUGAUUUCAUUUUUUAUAUGA